GUAAUAUUUUGUUUUCAGGCCACAGGCAUUAGUGGCAACGUCCAGACGCGCGCAUAUGUUGUACAGUGUUCCUUUCCAGCUGUGAAGUUGCGCUGCGCUCAUUGCUCAGUGGGAGGUUCAGCGCCAGUAUAAAGGCCCCUCCGAGUCCAUCGAUCCUUCCCUCUACAACACACUCUGAACAAACAUCAGAAGCAGCGACCACACCCAACACCACUCGCAAACACUCCCAUACCGUUUCUACUGUCUUAUACAGACUUCACAGUCUUCUCCCGCGAUCAAUUCUCUUCUCAGACAGCCAGAACACCCGUGCUUACGCGUUGUUUACACCUUCACAUCCACCAUGGUCGCGUCCAUCACAGAAGAGGCCAAGGGCGCCAUGCUUGCCAACUUCGACCUUGAGAUCAAUGCCCGCAAAGAGAAAUUGCGCGCUAUGUGUGAAGCCCAGUGUGCCAGUCUCCGUUCGCGCCUCGAGCGACGCGUAAAUCGGGUCCCAGCCACCAAGCGCCAGAUGCCACUUGUCGAACUUCUGGCGCCCCCACCACCACCUGCGAAGCCUGCGCCUGCACCUGUCAAAGCAGCACCUAUCAAGAAGGUACCCGCCAAAAAGGCAGCUGCAUCUGCCCCCGCCCCUGCUCCAGCACCAAAGACUCGAGCUGCUCCGGCCACCACAACAUCACAACCAGCAACUGCCAAAGCGGCACCGAAGUCAGCAAUCAGGCCUGUGGCAAAGCAUGCACCCUCAAAAUCUGUCCCGUCUACCUCCACACGCGGCAAGAAGCGCAGCAGCGAUGAAGUCGCAAGCGAAGACAAAGAGAAUGUCUCCGCCGACCUUGCAGUCCCCAAAAAGCGAGUCCGAGCCGCAACCACUACCACCACAAAGCAGCCUGUAGUCGCCAAACCAGCUGCACCGGCCGCACGAUCAACACGCGCAGCAUCGCGGAAGACUGCACCCGCAGACGUACUAUCACCAAAGAACAACAACAGCCGUGCGAAGCCGGCAACUCGCAGCGUCCGACCACGAUAAAUUUACUGAUUUGGAUGGCUGGAGCGUUUCAAGGAGUGUAGAAGGUUCAUUUGUUAGAUACCCAGGGCAUUAUGAUGGCGACAAGGCGUUUUGGGUUUUGCAACUUUCUUCAUGUACUGUGGUCUUCAGGCCAUCCCCACCUUCACCAGGUUCGAGAACUCCUCGGUUGAGCUUGCCCGCAAGGGCUCGCUCCUGGGGGUGACCUCGCCUGGUAGAGGUUGGGUUUCAGAUAGCGGAACGACCAAGUUCUCAAUAUGUUGUAGCCAUCAAAAUGCACUGUGAAGUCAGGUGAUUGAUAUGACUGGAGGUGCUGACUUCGAUGUUCAGCGAAGCG
Macroventuria anomochaeta is the source of this 1358-nucleotide messenger RNA. RefSeq lists its product as uncharacterized. Lineage: Eukaryota; Fungi; Ascomycota; Dothideomycetes; Pleosporales; Didymellaceae. The transcript has 2 exons. The record is from RefSeq and is a predicted model, not a curated record. The coding region runs from base 341 to 1024 and encodes 227 amino acids.